Molecule: messenger RNA, 938 nt
Organism: Erigeron canadensis
Lineage: Eukaryota; Viridiplantae; Streptophyta; Magnoliopsida; Asterales; Asteraceae
Product: ethylene-responsive transcription factor 1B-like
Exons: 1
Coding region: 116-709 (197 amino acids)
Biological process (GO): regulation of DNA-templated transcription; ethylene-activated signaling pathway
Molecular function (GO): DNA-binding transcription factor activity; DNA binding
Source: RefSeq, a predicted model, not a curated record
AACUUAUCAUAUAUUGCAUCUCGAUCAUCACAUACAAAAACAAACUCAAACUCUCAUUCUCAUACUAUAGCUAACUUUUCGAUCAGUCAAAUUAAUUAACUAUAUAUAUAUUUCCAUGGACUACUCUUCAUUCUAUUCCAACGGUAGUUCAAACCAACAAUACCUUCCUUUCAAUGAAAAUGAUUCCCAAGAAAUGGUUCUCUAUGAAAUGUUGCCACAAUCUUCUUAUGGCCAAUCCUCACAACAACAUACCACAUCUUCUCCACCCGAAAAAAUUAGCUACCGAGGGGUUCGUGCACGGAGAUGGGGUAAGUACGCAGCGGAAAUAAGGGAUUCGUCAAGGAAUGGUGCUAGAGUUUGGUUAGGCACAUUUGAUACACCUGAAGAAGCUGCUUUGGCUUAUGACCAAGCUGCAUUGGCCGCCAGGGGUCCAAUGGCGGUUCUUAACUUUCCUGUAGAGACGGUUUACGAGUCCCUUCAAGCUAUGGAUUAUAGAUACGAGGAAGGAAGCUCUCCGGUUUUGGCGUUGAAGAAAAGUAACUCAAUGAGAAGGAAAGCGGCGGUUAGAGAGAAGAAAAGAAAAGAGAUGAAACUGGAUAAUGAUAAUGGUAAGAAUAAUGUGGUGGUAUUUGAAGACUUGGGUGCUGAUUAUUUGGAGGAGAUUUUGAGUCUGUCUGAAUGCCCCGGUUCUAAUUGGCAGGAAUCAUGAGCAGCUGAUUGAACUGCAGAUCGAGUGUCUCUAUAUAUGUUGAUUCAUUUAUUUAUUUAUUUGAGAUAUAUGCAGUUUUAAUUUUGUUUUUCAACUUAAUUUUCGUAUAUUUGUGAAGUUUAAAGUACUCGUAAUUAAUAUUGAAUGAGUUAAUUCGCUACGUAGGAUGUUUUGAUCUGUUGAUCAUUAUCAGACUUGGAUAAUAUAAUUAAGAUAAUUUGCUUUUGAA